AUGGGAGCAUUUAUUGCUAAGAUGUUGCUGCCUACCGUAAGCAGCUUGGUGUUUUUGCCUGCAGCCAGUGUGGCAACAAAGAGAGGCUUCCACAUGGAGGCUAUGAUCUACUUCUUUACCAUGUUCUUCACAUCGAUUUAUCAUGCAUGUGAUGGACCAGGCCUGUCUGUUUUAUGCUUCAUGAAGUACGAGAUUUUGGAGUAUUUCAGCGUUUAUGGCACAUCUAUCUCUAUAUGGGUCACAUUAUUAGCUUUAGGGGAUUUCGAGGAGCCCAAGCGCUCCACGCUCACCAUGUUUGGAGUGCUUACCUCUGCGGUAAGGAUUUAUCAGGACCGCUGGGGCUACGGUAUCUACUCUGGGCCCAUUGGCACAGCUGUGCUUAUGAUCACCGUCAAAUGGUUACAAAAAAUGAAAGAGAAGAAGGGCCUCUACCCAGAUAAAAGUGUGUACACUCAACAAGUGGGACCGGGGUGUUGCUUUGGAGCCCUGGCUUUGAUGCUUCGCUUUUAUUUUGAGGAGUGGGACUAUGCUUAUGUGCACAGCUUUUACCACCUGUCACUAGCUGUGUCCUUCGUACUGCUGCUACCCAAGAAAAACCGAUACGCAGGGACGGGCCGCAACGCAGCCAAACUCAAAUGCUAUACCCUCUGCUGCUGUGUAUGA
Molecule: messenger RNA, 663 nt
Organism: Trichomycterus rosablanca
Lineage: Eukaryota; Metazoa; Chordata; Actinopteri; Siluriformes; Trichomycteridae
Gene: mymk
Product: myomaker, myoblast fusion factor
Exons: 5
Coding region: 1-663 (220 amino acids)
Cellular component (GO): membrane
Source: RefSeq, a predicted model, not a curated record